Messenger RNA from Mucor velutinosus, 2847 nucleotides. RefSeq lists its product as uncharacterized. Bases 1 to 2847 code for a protein of 948 amino acids. The record is from RefSeq and is a predicted model, not a curated record. Gene Ontology annotation, biological process: lipid metabolic process. The transcript is spliced from 8 exons. NCBI's taxonomy places the organism in Eukaryota, Fungi, Mucoromycota, Mucoromycetes, Mucorales, Mucoraceae.
AUGGAAAAAUCGAGUAAUACCAUACAACGAAGGCUUUCGCUUCCCGAUCUACAGAAAUUGAGGCAAGAGUGGGAUAAGCGAGAGGCAGUUCAGGCAACAGCUCAGUUAUCUCCAGGCAAAUUACAGAUUGAUCUACUCAAUGUUCGCAGCGAUGUCACGGUGAAACGACCAUUGAUGAGACUUCGCAUGGGCUCUCAGCACUAUUUCAGUUCAAGAUCAAAGCAUGCAAACGGCAACUGGAACGAAGGAUUCUUAUUCACCAUUUCUUAUCACAAUCAGUUGUUUGAUACGAUCGAACUCGAUCUAUACGACAAAAGAAACAAAUGGAGAUCCAAAGCGAAACACAUUGGUAAAGCCAAGCUCAAGAUUGCCAAACUAAAAAAUAGAGAUGAUGUUUUUAUUACAUUUCUGCCAAUGUAUGAGUACCACGUUCGACGCUAUCUGCCUGCACACAUCCAAUUGCCUCACACUUUUCUAAAAUCACAUAUGCCCAACAUGUCAAAAUUUACACAAUACCGAUAUCACUACAAGAAGAGUGCAGCCAGCAGCGAACAUGAGCAGGAAGAUGACGAGUUAUAUUUGGAUGUACCACCAGCAUACGAACCACAUCCUAGCCAUAGUAAACAUUCCAUGACACCCUUUAUUGGCUCAAUUCAAGUCAGAGUUCGUUAUUCGUUUCAGCAUCCACCACACUCUGAAUCAGACACAUUGUCCCCUUUUUAUUUCAAUCACUCAAACAGAUCCAUGGAUACGUUUCAGUCAUACAUCACCACAUCACACAAAAGUAGUCAACGAAGUAGUAGUUACAGUAGCCACAGCAGCUCCACUGCUUAUUCCACUCGCAACAAGGACUAUCAUGAUGCGGUAGAACCACGUCUUGUACUGGUGGAUGAUCUGCAGAAUGUGGCAACACCCUCUACUCCUACACCAAAUCAUUCACAGCCCCUAUUGCCCAAAAGUGAAUCCAGCGUUGAUCUCAUGUUUCAUCAAAAUUUAGAUAAAGGAUACCGUCGACAUAUCAAUCUAGAGCAAUACAAGGUGGAUUUCCCAAAGAUGGAUGGUGAGAACAAAAAGAAGGACGAUGUGUCUGACACUGCCAGCAUCAAGAGCCACAAUUUUGGAGACAAGAACUUUGCGUUUCGAUGGGUCAAUGAGUCGUUUGAAGAAGUGGCAAUUUCACAUCCCAGCUUGGAUCGUAUGAUCGGUAUGGUAGUGAGCCCUCAGACUAGAAUUUUACUUCGAGCUGUCGUCAAGAUGUUUAACGCUUUUGGCCAAGGAUUUAAGAUUACUAUAUUGCAACUGCUAUCAUCGCUCUCAUUACUACAAAACUUUUAUACUGAUAUCCCAAGAGCGCCGCCUGCAGAAAAAAUCACUGAUCUGAAAUUCUUGGACGAAUCGUACUACUUUUUGGGCCAUGCUAUCAUUGCCUAUGGUUGGCGUGGAAUUUCAUAUCUAGGAGAUUAUGCAAAGUAUUUAAAAGACGUUGUCAAGACAAAGUCGAAUAAAGAAGCCAUCGUUCGCUAUCUCAAGAUUCCUCCAGAGGAUUUGCUAGGCUACGAGUAUGGUUUGCGUAAAGGCGCUGUGUUCCAGCCCAGUUACUUUGUCUCUUACGAUCAAGCACAUGAGGCCGUGGUGAUGGGCAUUCGAGGCACAUGGAGUCUCUAUGAUUGCAUCACUGAUUUAGUGUGUGAAUACAGGCCUUGGAAGGGCGGCCUUGUCCAUUCAGGCAUCCUUGCGUCUGCGCAAUGGUUCUUUACUCGCAUCAUACCGCAGAUCUAUCUAUACAUCAGUGAACAGACGCAAAACAAGACUCGCCGCAUCUCGUCCUUUAUUAUUACUGGUCAUUCGCUCGGUGCUGGUGCAGCAGCCGUGCUGACCAUGAUGGUAGUGGAUCACAUUGAGCAGCUGAGAGAGCUAUCCAAUAAUCCCGACUUCAAGGUCCACUGCUACAGUUACGCCCCGGUGGCCAGUGUGUCGCAUGAUCUCUCUGAGAAAUACAAGGAUCACAUUGACAGCUUUGUUUGCCACGAUGAUCUAGUAGCUAGGCUUUCUUACGGCACUGCCUCCUGUGCAAAAGAACUAAUCAUGGACUCGUUGAUUGCAGUUGAUGGCUUAGGUGGAUCCACCAAAGUGAACAACAACCCUGCCACUCGAAAGGAGUGCUUUGAUAUCAUACAAACCCGCCGAAAAGAAAUAUACCACAACAAAGAACCUCGAUACCCGCUUUUAUACGUACCUGGUCGUGUCUUUCAAUUCAGACGUGGAGGACCCAAGGGCUCCAACAAGCUACCAACCCAAGACAUUAAAUUGCCAGGCACCAACCCCACCUCUGCAUCCGCCACUCGUCCAAGAGCUUCCUCCUCCUCCUCCUCCUCUACAACAGCAUCAGGCACCCCUACUGAAAAAAAGAAACGAUCGACGCCACUCUCCACAGUCGUCAAUGGCCUCAGUCAAUCUGAACCUGUAUUACCACAUCCUCCUGUAUCUCUAGAUUCCAAAUCCACCAGUGCUCCUACACCGCUCAACCAAGUUACAUUUACAUUACAUCGCUCAUCACCUAUGCUGUCUGAAGAAGUGCUGAUUUCAAAGACUUGCCUGGAGGACCAUAUGGUAGUGACCUAUUUAACAGCAUUUCAAAUGGUGCGUCAAGACUGUAUGCGUCAAGAUUCUUUUCGUCGCAAAAAGGACAAUGAGGCAAACAUCAAGUCCACUGCAUCCUUCUCUUCAUCCUCAUCAACUCUUCGUCAGAGCACCACAGUCAGCCCCUCGUCCACAAAGAUCAAGUUAAAUGACACGGUAUUGAGCUCGUUUCCUCGUUCAGAAGAAGACGAAAGCUUAGCUACUUGA